Molecule: messenger RNA, 1836 nt
Organism: Vigna umbellata (rice bean)
Lineage: Eukaryota; Viridiplantae; Streptophyta; Magnoliopsida; Fabales; Fabaceae
Product: glutamate decarboxylase 5-like
Biological process (GO): L-glutamate catabolic process
Cellular component (GO): cytosol
Molecular function (GO): glutamate decarboxylase activity; pyridoxal phosphate binding
Source: RefSeq, a predicted model, not a curated record
GGAAAUAGCAGUUCAGGGAAUUUAUGCUUGGAAAUAGCAGUUAGUAACUAAAAAGAAGUGAAAAUUCCCAGCUUCAAAUAUAAGUGGAGAUUCUAUCUCUUUCAGAGUUCAGUGUGUAACACUUGAGGUUCAUUGGUUGAGAAGAAACCAUAUUCAAAAUGGUCAUCACAUCCGCUGCCACACACCCAGAUGAACAAGAUGAGUGUCUAUCAUCAACGUUUGCUUCCAGAUAUGUGCGGCAACCUAUUCCCAAGUUCAAGAUGCCAGAUAACUCUAUACCAAAGGAUGCUGCUUAUCAGUUAAUAAACGAUGAGUUGAUGUUGGAUGGCUUACCAAGGCUCAACUUGGCCUCAUUUGUGACCACUUGGAUGGAGCCUGAGUGUGAAAAGCUCAUAUUGGCCUCACUUAACAAGAACUAUGUUGACAUGGAUGAGUAUCCUGUCACCACUGAGCUUCAGAAUCGGUGUGUCAAUAUAAUAGCAAAUCUAUUUCAUGCUCCUCUAAGUGAACAAGAGACUGCAGUAGGUGUUGGAACUGUGGGAUCAUCUGAGGCAAUAAUGUUAGCAGGUUUGGCUUUCAAAAGGAAAUGGCAGACAAAGAGAAAAGCAGAAGGCAAACCAUAUGAUAAGCCCAACAUAGUUACUGGGGCUAAUGUGCAGGUUUGUUGGGAAAAAUUUGCAAGGUACUUUGAGGUAGAGCUCAAGGAAGUGAAACUCACUGAGGGAUACUAUGUGAUGGACCCAGUGAAAGCAGUUGAAAUGGUGGAUGAGAACACCAUCUGUGUUGCAGCCAUUUUGGGGUCAACUAUGACUGGAGAAUUUGAGGAUGUGAAACUUCUCAAUGAACUUCUUACUGAAAAGAACAAGAAGACAGGUUGGGAUACCCCAAUUCAUGUAGAUGCUGCCAGUGGGGGCUUUAUUGCUCCAUUUCUGUAUCCUGAUCUAGAGUGGGAUUUUCGUUUGCCAUUGGUGAAAAGCAUCAAUGUUAGUGGUCACAAGUAUGGUCUUGUCUACCCUGGUGUUGGUUGGGUUGUCUGGAUGAGUAAGGAUGACUUGCCAGAUGAACUUGUUUUUCACAUCAAUUACCUUGGUUCUGAUCAGCCCACUUUCACAUUGAAUUUCUCCAAAGGAUCCAGUCAAAUCAUUGCUCAGUAUUACCAAUUUAUUCGGCUUGGCUUUGAGGGUUACAAAAACAUCAUGGAAAAUUGCUGGGACAAUGCAAGAACUCUGAGGAAAGGAAUUGAGAGAACAGGGAGGUUCAACAUCAUCUCGAAGGACAUAGGGGUGCCACUUGUGGCCUUCUCCUUGAAAGACAGUAGCCAGCACUCGGUGUUUGAGAUAUCAGACCAGCUGAGAAAAUAUGGGUGGAUAGUUCCAGCCUACACAAUGCCACCAGAUGCAGAGCACAUUGCAGUUCUGAGGGUGGUGGUGAGGGAGGAUUUCAACCAUGGUUUGGCUGAGAGACUGGCUGCAGACAUAGACAAGGUUGUGAAGCUCUUAGACACACUUCCUAGCCCCAUCACAACCGAUGCUGCUCAUGUCACACCCAUCACCACUGAUCCUAAUCAGAAGGUCAAGAAGAGUGAUAUAGAGACUCAGAGAGAGAUUACUAUCUACUGGAAGAGACUUCUGGAGGGGAAGAAACUUGGAGCUUGCUAGCCUUUUGGCCACUUUGAUGUGGUGAUUUAUUAUCAUUGUGCAUGUUGUGUGUGUGUAAUGGCUAUGUAGCAAUAAGCAAUGCCAAUGCAUGACAGAUUCUAAUAGCCUGUGUUGUUCUUGCCUAAGACAAAGUUUUUCUAACCAUGAAAAGCCACUGUUAUCAUAUAAUGUAUGAGUU